AUUUUAUUAGGUAGCAGACGACAAGAAUUGUCAGCUGAUUUGAAAAUUAUCCAAUUUAAUUUUAUAGUACUACGUUGUUGUAAGAAUUAGUGUCGUAUGAGUGUUAUUAAAAUACUUUAAAUAUUAGCGAGAGCUUGUAUUUUGCUGUGAAUAAUUUCUAAUACAUUUAUUAUCACCCUUUUUUCGAAAAUAUACCAUGAGAAAACUUACCCACAAUGCAACUCGUUUUCACCCUUGGCAGUGUCGUGCAAGCCCUAUCGAGAGUGAGGUGUAAUGUUCUUCCUAUGAUUAGUGUUUAAGAAAAUAGUGUGUUUUAUAUUGUUUAAUGGAUGACAAGUGGUUUACGGUGCUAGAAGAUAUGUGUCGCUAAGUGUGUUGUGUUGUGCGCGGUGUAUUAACGUUUACAAAAUAGGGAACAACGUUGCAAACGAGGGGCAGCCUGAGUCCAAUCGGUGCUGCCUGCCCACCAUAUUUCUUAAUACCUGGCCUGAUGCCAUGGGUUGUUUUGGAAAUAGUGACUCAAAAGCGGGCCAAGAAGAAAGCAAACGGAUAAAAGAGACGAAUAAAAGAAUAAACUUACAAAUUCAGAAGGACAAGCAGGUGUACAGAGCAACGCACAGAUUAUUGUUACUAGGUGCCGGAGAGUCCGGGAAAAGCACAAUAGUAAAGCAGAUGAGGAUAUUACACGUAAAUGGAUUUAGUGAAGAGGCCAUUUCAAUUGGGGAGAAGAGGCAAAAGAUAGAAGAUAUUAAAAAGAAUAUACGUGAUGCAAUACUAACCAUAACGGGCGCGAUGAGCACCCUCACGCCGCCCAUCCCCCUGGAGAAGCCGGCCAACCAAGCCCGGGUCGACUACAUCCAGGACGUGGCGUCGCAGCACGACUUCGACUACCCCCCGGAGUUCUACGAACACACGGAGAUCCUGUGGCAGGAUAGAGGUGUACAGGCGUGCUUCGAGAGGUCGAACGAGUACCAGCUCAUUGACUGUGCAAAGUAUUUCCUAGACAAAGUGCACAUAAUCAAACAGCCAGACUACACACCCACUGAACAGGACAUUCUCAGGUGUCGUGUGUUAACUUCUGGCAUCUUUGAGACAAGGUUUCAAGUGGAGAAAGUCAAUUUUCACAUGUUUGAUGUCGGUGGGCAGCGCGACGAACGGCGGAAGUGGAUCCAGUGUUUCAACGAUGUUACUGCCAUCAUCUUCGUGACGGCUUGCAGCAGCUACAACAUGGUCCUCAGGGAAGACCCGACACAGAACAGGCUACGUGAGAGUCUGGACCUUUUCCGCAGCAUCUGGAACAACAGGUGGCUGAGGACAAUCUCUGUGAUCCUGUUCCUGAACAAGCAGGACCUCCUGGCAGAGAAAAUCAAGGCGGGCAAGUCCAGGCUGGAGGACUACUUUGCAGACUUUGUGCGGUAUACAACGCCGGUGGAUGCCCAGGCAGAUAGCGGGGAGGACCCCGAGGUGAUACGUGCCAAGUACUUCAUACGGGAUGAGUUCUUGCGCAUCAGCACUGCGAGCGGGGACGGCAAGCACUACUGCUACCCUCACUUCACGUGCGCCGUGGACACGGAGAACAUCCGGCGCGUGUUCAACGACUGUCGAGACAUCAUCCAGCGCAUGCACCUGCGGCAGUACGAGCUCUUGUGAUGCCUCACCGCACUGCUCCUGUUUGCCGCGCUUCUCGCACCGAACCACUAACAAGACCAGAGCAUUAUUCCGGUAUCGAUCGAGGGAGGGUUAUGACAAUGGCGUGCCACAGCCUCGGAAGCGUCGUUUUAUCGCCUAUGCUAAUCCUCGGUUGAAUUUGUGCUUGGAUUUUUUCAGUAUUAAUUUUGUAGUAUGCUAGAAUUUUUAUAAGUGUGUGUGCUGAGUGUUUGGAUUUCUUCGGAAACUAAUCCACAGAAUGCUACCCAAAGUUUUGGAGAGUACAAAUUUAAAUGAUUGAUAUGUAUAGUAAUGCCUUUUCUUCGAUGUGAAAUUUUUUGAGGUAUGACAUGUAAAUCUGGGUUCUCUGUAACUUUUUUUUUUAGUGUAAAGAAAAAUAUUCCUUCAGUCGAUGCUCUUCACAAUGUUGGGUAUUUUCUUGUAUUCUAUAAAAUCUUAAACAAUAAGUGGUCUUUUCAUUUUCGUAUGUAUUUUUUACAGCUUACGUAUUUUUAAUUCCCUUUGAUUGCACCCUUUUUUCUUCUACCAAAUUAUGAUUUUUACAUGUUGUAUUGUAAAUAGUGUUAUUUUUAAUCCAAGCUAUCAAGCAAUACUGGUAUCACUGAAAAAACCACAAAAAAUACAAGUAAUCAUAUCUUUGAAGUUGUAAUAAAUUUUGUAGUGUAUUUUACAAGUUAAGAGCAACUUAAAAAUGUGCUUGGACAAGUUGCAGUAGUGUGUGCUGUGCCAUGCCAUUGUCAUAACAGUAGCAUUAGUUCUCUGGUUGUGUUAGUAUGUCGCUGUCGAAGAAAGAGUAAAAUAAUUAUUGUAUUAUUGGUAUCCUUGCAGCAAGGAAACUGUUGCAAAUUCACACUGCAUCAUUGCAUCACUACCUUGCCUGUUGCAUGAUAACAUUGGUCAGCUGAAAACUGUAAAAAAAAAAAAUAGGUAAUACGAAGGAAACCACAUGAAAAUAUGCAUGUGCAAAAUCUAAAAGAGGAGCAUAUUAAAAAUCUUUAGAAAAUGUAGAAUGAAUCACAAUCUUAAUGCUGUUUCUUUUAUUCUGGUUGUUAAGUAGUUACUUUUGUGUGUUAAGUAGUUUAAUUUUUUUUUUCCUCAUCAAGAAAAUAUAAUGUUGUCAGGUGUUGAUGGAAUUGGAGGAAUAUUUAGAUGGUGCAUGGCAGAGAUUGGUGUGUUUGUAUAAAGAAACUGAUUAAUAGGCAAAAUUUAAUGUGUGCUAAGAUUCUAAACAAACCAAGGAAAUAUUGAACCUUUAAUUUGAGGUAUUGGUUUUUCGUAGGCUAUAAUAACCAUAAUGCAAAGCGACUAAGUAUGAUUUAUUUCCAUUAAACAUUUAAAAUUUACUGUAUUAUGAACUACGGUAGAACCUCAAUUUUGCAUUUCUCUUAUUUACCUUUUUUUUUUAACUCAACUGCGCUAUUAUUUUUAUUCUCAUACUCGCAUACUAUUUUAGAAUGCAUUUUAUUCCUUCAUUUGUGUUACAUGUUUGCACCACAACAAAAUAUGGCUUCUCCUUAGUAACUUUUCUUUUGCCUGCAUUUCUUAUAUGUUUUUUUGGUUCUAAGAAAAUCCCCAUUUGUCAGAGCUGACAGGCAAAUGAUGCAUGGCAAUAUUAUUAGCGUACAAUAUGUCAUAACUUGAACAGCAUCUUUCAGUUUUACAUUACACCAACCUUUCAUGUAUUGUAGGUACAGUUAUAUUUAUGGCAGCCAUGUAUUCUUAUUGAGUAGAGAUUAGCAGAGAUAAAUUUUAUAUGCAAGUCCUAAGACUUUAUGGCAAUUGGCAAUCAUAGAUGGUCCCUUUAAAAAUAAUGUUUUUUUUUUGCAAGAUAAAAUUAAAAUAAUAAUAAUAAUUACAAAAAAAUAUUCAACAAUUUUAUGUAUAGUGUUAGUGAGAUCAUAGGAAGGCAAAUGUCAUGAGUGUUUUCCUUUCUUUUACUCUGUUCUUUUAUUAACUGUGUUCCUUUUAAAUGUAGAAUAGGGGUUCUACUGUAUUUGAAAAUUAAAUUUUUUAUUAAUAGUUAGGGACUUGCUGUUGUGCUUUUAAUUUUAUUUCACAUAGUGACGUUAUUUACAGCCAGAAUUAAUGGUAUUUAUUUACAUUCUAAAGAAUUUUUCACCAAGCAUUUUAUUUAAAAUACCGAAAAUCAUUUUAAUAUCAUAAGUGAAAGAUUUUAGCAACAAAAUAACUUUGAGAAUUUGUUACACUAUGCUAUAUUUUUAGUGUUUAGCUGAUACAGAUUUUUACAAAUGGAAAUAGGCAUUCCCUAGCUAAUUCAGCAUUGUGUCGGAUAAAGUAGCAAGUGUAAAAUGCACAAUAAUUUAAUUAUUGUUUUUAAUUUUUAACCAAGAAAGUAUACAGUACCUAAACAGAAAUAAAAGUAAAUUUACCUCCCCAAAAAUCAUUUAAUAAAAAAUCUUAAAUAAUUAGGUACCUACUUAGGUCAUGUUUGAUCUUGUCUAUUCGUAAUAUUGUAAUUUGUUAUUAACUGAUUAGAUGCAUUCUUCAGUCACUUAUUUUGCACACUCAAAAUUCCAGUGUGGUAAAAAAAUUAUAGUUAAAAAGUUUCAAAGGUAAAAACUUUUGCUAUUUCGUUAAAUACGUCAACACCGUUGAAUGCAUCGUAUAAAUUUCACCACUAAUGUGGUUCAUUCAAAUGAUUUUUUAAACAUGAUUGAAGCCAAAUAUUUUUACUAACAAAAUAUUUUUUAACAUUUAAUUUUAAUCAUUGAUAUAAUUUAUAAGUUAAAUAAUUUGGCAUUACCUCACACAAAUUUUAAUUAUAUGGUUAAAACUAGAAUCAGCAUUGCAAGUCGUAAUUUUAUAGUUUACAAAUUUUGUGUUUUAUAUUGGAUAUACAUAGAUGCAUAAUAUAAAAAAACUAAUUUAUGAAAUAUGUCACCAUUUUGGUGUACAAAACCAGUCGUGUGACCUGAAAAGUCUACAAAUUUGAACAUGGCCUUGAAAAAAAUAUGAUCUUUUAACUUUAAAAUGUAACAAACUUCUACUUCAUCAAAGAAACAGUGUAAUUUGGCCUGCAUACGAAAUUUUCCAUGUUUAAAGCACACUUAUUUUAAGUCAAUUUUGGAAUAUUAUUAGAAAUUUUUAUUGGAUGUAAAAAAAAUUAAUGUCUUAUGUAUUCUUUGCUUGGAAUAAAAUUCAUGCGGUAUUCUGAGCAUUAAAAUAUUUUUAGCUAGCCAAAUUUAAUAGAUUUCCAUUAAAAUUUUGUCUAUUGUAUAUGCUAAUCAUGCGUUUAGCUGGGUUUCAAUUUUUGACAUUUUGUCUCAUGUUUUCAGAGUACAUAUGUAAAUUGUUAUAUUUCUUUUCUCUGCAAUUUCUAAGUACAAAAAAAAAUAUAAAUAAAAUAGAGAAGUACUUUAAACAGUUAACAAAAUUUUUUUGAGGUCUAUUUUUGUAAUGAGGUCAUCAAACAAAAUUUUUUUUCCCUCUUGUUUCAGAUGCAUCUGUCAUAGUGUGGUUUUGUGAACAGUUAAUAAUGGUUCUUUUUUUAGAUGCACAAUUUCUUAGCUAGGUUUGUGCAUUUUCUACCUGGCUUGUAGAGUAGCAGUGUAGACAUCAGUGCGGUCUUUGUGUAUGCUCCAAUUCAUUAUUUUUCUAAAAAUGAAUUAAAAAUUCACUACAUUUUGGUGAAAGCAAAAUUAACAGUUGAGGGGAAGCUAAAUUGUUAAAUCACAUUUAGCAAAACAACCAAAGGUUACAAAAGAAAACAGCAAGUGGAAUUGUUAAAAAUGUGAGAAUUUUCAUAAUGAAGUAGGCAGUUUCAAGGGACUGACUAGGUAAGUGAGGAGCUUAAUUUGACUAGUAUUGGCCAAAAAUUAGGAGUAUAAGAAGAAACUUAACUGUGUACAUAUAUAAAUAAGUACAUGUAUAUUAUAUUUUACCAAGUUUGGUUGUUUUUAUGAACUGUCACCAAAUUAUGUGAACUAGAUUAUCUUUUUGUAUUCUUUAAGUAUCUCCAUGUUGUAGAAAUGUUUCUUUUUAAAAUUUGGUGUUCUAUAACUAUAAUUUUAAUAGUUUUGUGAAUGGCUUUUUGAUGGAUAAAGUGAUCUAUGUGGGUUUUUAAAAUAAAUCUGAAACCAGAUUAAUUAUGCUUGUAUAAACUGACUCUUGUAUGUGAAUAAAUUAGUAUGUCUGUGUGAUCCCUUAAGUUAGUGCCAUUUAUAUAAUUUUUUCUCUAUAUUGUUCUUGAAGAAACGCCACAAAUUGAUCAUUUUGAGGGUUGUUUUUCAAAUGUAAAAAGAAGAUUGUACUGUUAGCUUGCACAAAUCAAGAAACUGUUUUAAUUUGUAGGGAAUAAGAUAAGCAUAUAUUCAACUUACUAUACCAAGGUACGCUUCUACUGUUGAUAAUAUUUUACGCUUGUAGAUCUGUAAGUGUUGUUAACCACUGUUUUUAUUAUUUUACAUUUUAUGCUGUCACCUAUUUGGAGAGAAAAAAAAAUUAUAGAAAAUAUUGAAUCUCUGUUGUUAGGAUGAAUUAUUCAUCUAAUCUUAUUUAUUCCGGUACGUUGUAGUGACAGUUAAUGGUGUGAUGGUAAAGGGAGGCUGGGUACGUAAGCAGGUUGGUUCCCCAUGUUUCCUAGUCACUAUUUUCUUGUUGCAUCCAUCACAUUGUCUGUUCGUCCAUACCUUAGGCCUGCGCCUUGCGGCUCUCAUAACCAGCCUGGGGGAAUCCAACCUGCUUGUGUCUGUCUCAAUACAACGUGCUCUUCGCAUGAUGCUUGUGUUGUUUUGUUUUUCUGUUGAAAAUAGUUAUUGCCUUACUUUCAUCAUAGAUUAUUUUUCAGAAUUUUUAUUUAUUGAGAUAUGUAUAUGUUUUUAAGUGUUGUUGAAUAAAUUGUAAAAUCUAUUAUAAAAACUGAUGCUAUUUUGGUUGGCUGCCUGAAAGAAAUGUGUAUGAUAUAUGUUGGUCUCUUGUCUUCACUCUACGAUGUUUUAUAAAUCCAUUUGUUUGUGUUUUGAUUCAAGAUAACUUCAUUCUGCAAUUAAACGUUUAAGACUGAGUGCAUUUGAAUUUUUCAUAAUGUUUUGUAGUUUAUGAAUAUGCACACAAAACACAAUAAAUAUAACCUCAUACUGCAUAAUUUCAAUUAAUCUUGUACAUUUUUCACAAGAGAGAUUGAUUUGGCGAUUUGCAUGGAAACAGUUUCAAACAUUAAAUAAUACAUUUUAUUAUAUAUAGGUAAUACAUUUUCUAGUUUAUGUUCAUGUUUAAUGGCAAGCAUUUCUGUUCUUAAUGGCUUGAAGUUUCGUUAUAGGUUACACUCAAAUCUAAAUUUUUGUUUUAUUCUUGCAAGUAUGUAUUAAUUCAUAUACGUAUACUUUGGUUACAAGCACAUGUGUAUAUUUUUUCUAACAGGUGUUUUUGGUCCUUUUUCUACCAAAUCCACUUUACAAGCUGACUGCUUUAGUUGGGUAUUUGUUCUGAUAACUCUUUCCAAGUACUGUACGAUUUGUGCUUGUGUGCACUUACAUUUGUUCUUUGUUGAAGUGCAUCAGCACAAUUUAUAAUGUAAAGAAAGUUGUUGAGUUGCUUGAUUUUACAUUUUCAUGUAUGCACUAGUAAGCUAGGGAGAAUCAAAGGUGUGUUUGAAGAUUCACAGACGUUGGAAUGAUACUAAUAAAUGACUAGCACAAUGAAGUGCUGAGGAAGAGACUGUGCGAAUGUUCACACAUCUGUUACAUUUGAUUAUAAUGUUAUGUAGCAAAGAAUCAGGACAUUAAUGGCUAUUAUUUAGGCUUUGCAAUAAACAAAGAAAUAAUAGAAAAAAAAUAUCUUGAAUGAAUUGGAUCUAGAGGCAGAAUGUACAGCCACUUAGUUGAUUGUGCUAAUUGCUAUGCUGCAAACAUAUAAAGAUAAAACAGUUUUGUAAGUUAACCACUUUUAUCCCAGAAUUACACCUGACACUUUCCACCAGGAUGGCUAUAAACAGAAGAUUGGGGCCUGAAAAAACUUGGCAAGUAUCAUACCAACCUUAGAAAAUAAGAUUUUUGUUGGUUCAAGGAACAUAAACUUUUCAAAGAAGGGUUGGUUUUUUGCACAUGUUUACUCUCCUGCCAUUUGGCGCUUUCAUUGCCUUGAUAUUCUUCUGUACACAUUUAUUUAAUGUUGGUCUUUUAACAAUUCUCCAGUUCAAAGUGGUAUAAGUUAGUUUUAUUCCACCAUUAUCUCAGUUAAAAAUUUAAAAUUGAAAUUAGUCUUCAUGACAGCCACUACUCACCUUCACUGAAAACAUAUUAGUGGUGAUAAUUGCUAUACCUUCUACACAUUGACUUAGCUGUAUUUGAUAGUUGAUGAGAGUUUCCAAAUCGUUUUUAUUCCUACAUAACCUGCCAAAUAUCAGGUAAAUACGUAUUCACAAGCAAAAUGCAGACAUAAUAUUAUGGGGAAUAGUGUUAGAAUUAAGGUUGAUAAUACGAAACUUAAAGUAAAAAAUUAGGCAAACUUGGUGUGAAUAGGAAAACAAUAUUUUUGAAUUUGUACUUGAAAUAUAAUUGAAAAUAUUUAUUGUUAAAGAUUAGUGUUUUUUUUUUUAAAACUAUAUUUGUGCUUGUCAGAUUUUAUAACUCAGAAAAUCAAGAUGUACGUACCUAAUUUUCCCCCCCAACAUACUGGGCAAGGUAGAGAAGAGAAAACUUUUGGGCGAUUACAUUUUUAAACUUCAAAUAAAAGCAUUUGGAAUUGAGGCAUUUACAAAAGUGAUGAAAAUGGUAUUUCCUGUAAUUGUACAAAGACAAUUGGAUAGUUUCACUGUUAAGAUAAAAAUUUAUUCUGCUGAUAUAGUCGAAAUAUUAUUAUAAGUUAGUGAUAAAAUGUCAAAAUAUUGUUUAAUGAAAACUCAUGUUUUGGAAAGCCGAAAAGGUUACAUAUUGGACAUUUGUGCUGCUUAUGCAUGUACAUAUUCAUGUAAUUCAAUUAAACCAUUUUUAUAAGUUAUAUAAUCUACUAUAUAGCAAAUGCUGAGGAAGAGACAUUUUGUUGUGUGUUUAUUCCCACAGAAUAUUAGUUACUGUGCAAUUAUUAUAAAAAAUUGAAAUCAUGUAAUGCAUCUAUAACUGUAAUCUUGCCUCUGCUAAUUAACCCCUUGCAAGAUGCACAUUGCCUCUAAGAAGAUGCAGGGUUUCUAUAGUCUCAAGUAUUUAUUUGUGUGUUUCAUGCACAAUGCCUGUCAUUUGAAAUAUGUAUUUAUAACAAAAUUAUUGUUAUAAAAAUAGGUUGAAUUGAUUAAUGAAAAGAACUGGAGUAGUUCUAUUAUGGUUUUAGAUAACUUCAUCCUGAGAUAGCUGGGUAAUGUAACAAAACAAAGCUACGCAUAAAUGAAAGCCAACACCUACACCCUUAUUUUAGCACCAUUCCGUGGACAAAAUUUUAGGUUGUCUGUUUAGUUGUAUGAAUAAUGCUACAUAUUUUUUUAAUGAAAUGAAAUAUAAAUAACUUUACAAAAAAAAAUUCAUCAAUAUUCACCUUUAAAUAAAAAUGUUAGAGAUGUGAAAAGUAAUUUUUUUCUCAUGGAAUAUGAAAUAAAAGUAUGUAAAGUAUAUAAAAUAAUUUGAUUUUAUUACUGAAUAUUUGUUACUAGGUUAACUGAUCAAACACUAUUGAAAAAAAUUCCAGAGUAAAUAACACUAUGGUGAAACUCUUCAAGAUCAAAAAUUAUUUAAAGCUGUGAAAUUACACAAGAUAAAAGAAGAAAAGAAAAUAUUACUCCACAAAUGAGGUUUGCUUUUUUUAUAACUAAUUUUUAAUAUAUAGUGAGUGCUGAUGUGGUUAAUAAUUAUUUUUUAUAUAUUGUCUUACAAUUGCAGUUGCUUCAUACAUGAGUGUUUUACAUUGAAGCCAUAUAAUUAAGGGUAAUCAAACUUGAGAUUCCCUUUUAUUCUACACCACUCAUACUUUUGAAGUUUUUUUGUAUUCGGGAUUGACAUGCUUUGGAGGUUGCCUUACAUUAGAGGUGAUAUUAUUACCUUUGAUGUUGCCUAAAUUGAAUUAUUUUAUGAUUCAGGGGUUCUUACAUUUAAGUCAUUCUGCAUGACAGAAUGAAUAUAAUGCUUACGGUGAAAAAAAAUUGUGGAAGUGUUAGUUUAAGUAGUUUUUCAUUUUAAAUGAAAAGGUUUUUUCAUUAAAAACAAAAAUAAUGGCCUCACUGGAAUAUUCAUCUAACUCUAUAAAAUUUUUAUUUCACUGAUGUUUAUAAAGUUCAUCAACAUAGAAAGUAAUUGUUUCUGAAUGAUUCAGUGUUGAUUACACUACCAAAUUUUUGAAUGACCCUAGCUGUCUGUCAUACUUGCAAAUGUCAGUGUGUCAGACUCAUAGUAAAUUUAUGUGCACAA
Messenger RNA from Bacillus rossius redtenbacheri, 10019 nucleotides. RefSeq names its product guanine nucleotide-binding protein G(s) subunit alpha (gene Galphas). Gene Ontology annotation, biological process: sensory perception of chemical stimulus; adenylate cyclase-activating dopamine receptor signaling pathway. Lineage: Eukaryota; Metazoa; Arthropoda; Insecta; Phasmatodea; Bacillidae. The transcript has 11 exons. Gene Ontology annotation, cellular component: heterotrimeric G-protein complex. The record is from RefSeq and is a predicted model, not a curated record. The coding region runs from base 496 to 1650 and encodes 384 amino acids. Gene Ontology annotation, molecular function: GTPase activity; G-protein beta/gamma-subunit complex binding; G protein-coupled receptor binding.